UUCCUGCUGCGCUUGGCUCUGACGUCAUCUCCACGCGCCUCCUAGCGCGCUGCGGCCCGGCGAGACGGCCGUUGCCGGUGCCGCCGCUGCUGCCAUGGCGGAGGUGAAGGUGAAGCCGGAGGUCCCCGACCCCGCGGAUAUAGAGAACAGGAUCAUUGAACUGUGCCAUCAGUUCCCUCAUGGCAUCACGGACCAGGUGAUCCAAAAUGACAUGCCUCACAUGGAAGCCCAGCAGCGAGCCAUGGCAAUCAACAGGCUGCUCUCAAUGGGGCAAUUGGACCUUCUCAGGAGCAAUGCAGGUCUCCUAUAUAGAAUCAAAGAGUCUCAAAAUGCAAGUAAAAUGAAAGGCUCUGACAAUCAAGAGAAACUGGUUUACCAAAUUAUAGAAGAUGCAGGCAACAAAGGUAUUUGGAGCAGGGACAUUAGAUACAAAAGUAAUCUGCCUUUAACAGAGAUCAACAAGAUACUGAAAAACUUGGAAAGUAAGAAACUAAUUAAAGCAGUUAAAUCUGUAGCGGCAUCAAAGAAGAAGGUUUAUAUGCUAUAUAACCUACAGCCUGACCGGUCAGUGACUGGUGGGGCUUGGUACAGUGACCAAGACUUUGAGUCUGAAUUUGUUGAGGUGUUAAAUCAACAGUGCUUUAAAUUUCUACAGAGUAAGGCAGAAGCAGCUCGAGAGAGCAAACAGAACCCCAUGAUACAGAGGAACAGCUCAUUUGCCUCUUCCCAUGAGGUGUGGAAAUACAUCUGUGAAUUGGGUAUCAGUAAGGUAGAGUUGUCGAUGGAGGACAUUGAAACCAUUUUAAAUACACUAAUAUACGAUGGAAAAGUGGAAAUGACUAUUAUUGCUGCAAAGGAAGGUAUAGUAGGCAGUGUGGAUGGACAGAUGAAGUUGUACAGAGCUGUUAGUCCUCUCAUACAACCCACUGGAUUAGUCAGGACGCCCUGUGGACUCUGCCCUGUUUUUGAUGAUUGCCAUGAAGGUGGUGAGAUUUCUCCAUCAAACUGUAUUUAUAUGACAGAGUGGCUGGAAUUUUAAAGUGAAGAAAAGAACUAUAAACUGGAUCAAUUCUUUACUGCCAAGGUGACAAAGCAGCUUGCUUUUUAUCAGUGGACUUUUAAAUUUGUGAGUGACUUUAGGACAUGGAGUUACUUUGUUUUUAAUUAUACAUAAAGCAGCAAUACAUCAAUUGUUUGAGCAGUCCUGACAGUGGACUGAAAAACAAGCCAGCACUGAAGACUGGGGCUAAAGUGGAAAUAUCGAUCCACUGUUGCACAAACACACUAGCUUGUUGACUUAAAAAGUGCCAGAGAACAGCUGGGUUGUGAUGAAUCACUUCCAAGGAUUAUGUCUAGUACUCCACAGGCAGUUAUUCUGAAUGAGAGGAAAUAAGCUCCUGCCAGUAGUAUUAGUCUGAAAGCAAAGUUUGGGAUCUCAUUCUUGUCAACUCUCAUUUGCAACUUUUUCCAAUCAGCUAAUGACUUAAGUCUUAAAACUGACACUUGUCUCCUGUGUGCAACCAUCUAAUUGGAAACAAAGAAUCUGAUGCGAUAAAGAUCCUAAAUACAUCAAACAGCACUCGCCGAUUCUUUAUCAUCUUCUUACCUGCUAACUUAUCCUUGAAACACCCUUUGAUUAUUCUCAUGUACAUCUGUGUUUCAUAUUCUCCAUUGCCACUGCUGUCUGCUGAUGAGGCUGUUAAUAAUUCCUUCAUCUGACAGAGGAUCAUCAUGUGAUGGAUGUGCUCCGGCAGCUUCACUGUAUGAGUAGACACAUCAGCUGAAAUUCUAAAUAGAAGUAUUCUGGAAAGGUGCAUUUUCAGAAUAGAAGAGCACUUCUUGUGGCCUGGUACUUACAGGUACAAGGGAAAUGUUCUCAGGGUUGUAAAAGGUGCCAAUGACAGUUACUCAUACAUAAAUAUGGUCUCUGGUCUUGGUUUGUGAUCUCAGAAAGGCAGGAUAUUGGCACAUCAUCAAAAAGCACCAUCUUUUCUUCCUGUGGUGUAGAGCCAAUUCUUGUUUCUUUUAAACACAACCAUUUGGUUCCUUCUCUGUGUGACUCUGGAGUGGUGACUGGUGAUAAUUUUCUAGAGUGUGUUGUUGUCGUGAGCCUGCUGUCUUUGCUGGUGUCCCAAGGCAUGCUGGGACACAGGCAUGUUCUGAAGACAGAGCUUUUUGUAGUUUACUAGGACUGUGGAUAGCCAUCUGGGUAGUGUAAAGGUGUGAUACUGCCCUUGGAAAUGUAGGCUCAAAUCCUACUUGGGAAGUAAAUAGGCUUUUGCACCAACUGUUUUAGGCUACUUCAACUCUUUCUUAACCUAUAAUCAAGGAACCACUUGGAAAAAGUCAGCUCCUUUCUCAUAAAUGGAAAUAUUGUGCAUAUAUGGCACAGUCAGCUCUCCAACAUCCAGAAUGAGAGGGCUGGGAUGAGGUACUAGCAGCCAGUGCAGUGCAGGUGCAUGAACUUUGCCGAGCCAGCUUCAUUCCAGUACAGCUUGCUACCUGUGGCUCAGUUCAACCUUGCUGAGUCCAAGCUGGGUCUGUAUGCAACUACUCAGUAUCUUCGUAAUAUCCUCUCAGUGCUGGGAAAUGAUUAUUGGAUCAAGCACAAUAUCGGACCCAUUGAAUCUUGCUAUUUGCAAAAUUCCCUGUCUGGAAACAAGCUCUACUGGACACAAGCCAGCUUCUGUGUUAGAAAGGGUAAUGGUCAAACACAUCUGCAACUGAGUUAACAGUCAGCAUGCUAGGUUAUCUCACCAUGAAUAGUAAACAGUUGGCUAACAGAAAGAGAUUUUGGAGGACAGUUUACCUAGUUGGGGUGGGAGACUUGAUAUCAGUUACUUCAAUGCUGGCCAGGAAUUAGACUGCCUCCUUGUUUGGCAGCAGCUAAGCAUGUUGUCUCAGACUGGAGCAAACAACUACGACUGAUAAGCUAGCAUGUCCAUGGGGUGGGUUUGAUAACAUGGCAUUAGCUAGUGGGUACACCCGGAGCCUGCCCUUUCUUUUGUUGCAGUGUUGCCUUUUGAGUGAGAUGGGUGCACAUCUCUAUCCAGAGAGGCAGAAGAGUUGUAAAAGAAAGAAAUGUGGGGUUAGAAUUGUGAGAUGUUUGUUUCUUCUCUGCCUCCUUUGUCCACUCAGCACACUGAAGCCUGAGGAAGGCCUUUGGGCCGAAGAUAACUUCCAUUGAGGUGUGGGGCUGUGUUUGUCUUCCUGCUUUCAGAGAGGACCUAACACAAUUGGUCCUGAAUCCUGCUGCUGCAGAGAUAACAAGCUGUUUAUGCUCAACUUCGACAGCUAGAAGAUUGCUCCCACAGAAACAACAAUCUUAAAUAUGCAGGAGUGUCACCUUACGCAGUAUGACUAUAUUUGCUUCCAAUGAGAAAAAGGAGAGAGAGCUUGUGGUCAGUGAACAGCUUUAGGAAGUGGAUAGCUGGUUUAUUAAGCUGUUUCAAUCAUGCCUCAUUUGUACUAGGUUUAUCUGGUGACUUACCCAUCAUGAUCCAACCUCUGUGGUCCCUGCAGCUUCUUAGCAUUGCAGUUUUAGCAUGACUUCUCAAGUUUGGAAAAAAUGUGCCUAUGGAGAAAAGUAAAGCAAUUUCACUUUCCUCUCCAUGAAAAUGAAACAUAUUUAAAAAUAAACAUAUAUUUACAAUAUGUAUCAA
Molecule: messenger RNA, 3662 nt
Organism: Dromaius novaehollandiae (emu)
Lineage: Eukaryota; Metazoa; Chordata; Aves; Casuariiformes; Dromaiidae
Gene: POLR3F
Product: RNA polymerase III subunit F
Exons: 9
Coding region: 95-1039 (314 amino acids)
Biological process (GO): transcription by RNA polymerase III
Cellular component (GO): RNA polymerase III complex
Source: RefSeq, a predicted model, not a curated record